AUGAUACAACAGCCUACCUACUGCUACCUGCCUGCUCAGGUGUGUGUGCUGCCUACAUACUAUUCUAGACGAGUGGUUGGGUAUUUCGUUGUUGCCAUCCUUCGCGAGAUCCACUUUCCAAAAAUGGACCAAGCACAUUAUGACGAAGGAUUUCCAAAAGAAAAUGAAAUUAUUGAAUUGUUACCAUGCAUAAUAUGCAAUCGUUCAUUCCGUCCAAGUUUAUUACAACGCCACUCAACUAUAUGCCAAAAAAACGCUAAAAAACGUAAGGUACCAUUUGAUUCAUCUAAACAGCGUAGAGAAGGUACUGAUAUGGCAGCAUAUUUACCACAUAUGAAAAAGGCUCAAGAUGCCUAUAUUGGCAUAGAAAAUUCCAAAAAAAACUGGAAAGCUAAGCAUGAAGAGCUUGUUAGAGCUGUGAAAGCAGCACGAGGUGAAAAAGUUGAUGAAAAACUACCAACUAAACCUGUUGACUCUGAAGAAUGUCCACAUUGUGCACGGAAUUUUGGACCUAAAUCGUAUGAUCGACAUGUAGAGUUUUGCAGAGAAAAAGCUCAGAGAAUAUCUACUGCACCAGUGAUAAGUCAAGUAGCUAAAGAACGGCUUGAAGCAAGAAUAAAAUACCGUGCUCCUCCACUUAAGUCACAGCGUACAGUUACUAAAGAAAAGUAUUCUCCAAAAAUUAAAAGUUUUACUCAAGAUGUUUCAAGUGUACCAAUAAAAGUGAUACAACCAUUAAAAACCAUUAAAAAAAGAACCUCGCCAAAUAGAAAUAUUGUAUCUAAUAUCCCACGUCAACUGUCAACAGUAGUGAAAAAGAAAGACCAAAUAUCAAAAAGUCUCUAUGGAGUUAAAAAUUCAAUAUACUUGCCUCAAAAGCCAGGUCUAAAAAAUGAAACAGUUAUAAAGAAAUCUGAAUCGGCCUAUAUCCUAAGUUCUCAAAAUCACAUAAAACAAGGAGUUAAUAAGGUGGUCAAUAAUUUUGACAAAAAAAAAAUUUCAAAGUCCCAACCACAUUUGGAUAUUUACAACCCUUGUUUGGAUAGCUACGAUCCAUUUAAAUCAGCUGAACAACAAAUGAAAGAACUCGAUCUAGACAUUAACAUAAUUGACAUUGGUCUUAAAAAUCCAUUAAAUAUUACCACAUCUGAUAAUAUAGAGAAUCUUCAAUUGUCUCCAACAUCUGCAUUCGUUAAAUAUUCACCAGUCUCUCCUUUAGUAUCAUCUCCAGAUAAUAUUGAAAAUGCAUUUCCCAAUGAAUUUCACUCUGACACUAAUCUCAACAGUCAUCCUCUACACAAUCUAAGCAAUUUAAGUUUGUGUUCUAUUGUUAGUAUUGAAUCAGCUGAUUUUAAUAAUAAAACUCAUAGUGCUAUAGUACGAGGUACAGAUCAUCCAAAAAGUCCUACAAAACGAAACAUCUCUCAUAAUCAUAAAAAACAUAUAGCUAUUGAAAAUAUGCUUUAUGGUGAUAAUGAAAAAGAUAAAUCAAAUCUCAAUUUUGAUUUGGCAGAACAAGAACUUUUAAAAUCUGUGUCGGAAUUUGAAAACUUGUUGAAAAUAACAGAUGAUGAUGAUAUAGUAUCACCAUCUUUAAAUAGAACCUCUGCCCUUAGUAUGAUCAACGGAAUUAAUUCCAAUAGCAGUGCUGAUUCAGCUUACGGAAGCUUGAACAGAAAAACUGAGCAGGCAACAACGGACAAUUAUCUUACACUGCUGAAAGCUGCUAAAUUUUGUCAUGAAUGUGGAUUCAAAUAUCCAAUUGUUGAUAUUAAAUUUUGUACUGAGUGCGGAAUGCGACGUAUUGUAUCAUGA
This is a messenger RNA of Macrosiphum euphorbiae (potato aphid), 1815 nucleotides long. NCBI's taxonomy places the organism in Eukaryota, Metazoa, Arthropoda, Insecta, Hemiptera, Aphididae. The record is from the annotation of a GenBank genome assembly.